UGGAGGGUCAAGUGGCCAAAGAAAUCGGGAUCGGUUCAGUUCAAAGAUGCAAAUGAGGUUCUCAUGUAUUUAGGUGCUGGUGCACUGAGGGAAACGAUUGAGAAUGCAGAAUUAUAUCCCAUACGUGGAUUGUUUAAUUUCAGGGACUUCUUUGAUGAGAUUGAUGCAUAUUAUCAUCGAACCUUAGGUUAUGAGUUUGGUGUCUCAACAGGGUGGAGAAAUCUUGAUUAUUUGUACAAUGUCGUGCCAGGGGAGUUAACUAUAGUAACCGGGGUUCCCAAUUCAGGGAAGAGUGAGUGGAUUGAUGCUCUUCUGUGUAAUGUCACUCGGAUUGCUGGCUGGAAAUUUGCACUUUGCUCUAUGGAGAACAGGGUCAGGGAGCAUGCACGGAAACUUUUAGAAAAGCACUUGAAGAAACCUUUCUUUGAUACACGUUAUGGCGAAUCUGUUGAACGUAUGAGUGUGGAGGAGUUAGAACAGGGGAAGAGCUGGUUAAGUGAUACUUUUCAACUCAUAAGGUGUGAAGGUGAUGCGCUUCCAAGUAUAACUUGGCUUCUUGACCUUGCAAAAAUAGCUGUGCUAAGGCAUGGGGUGCGUGGACUUGUAAUCGAUCCUUAUAAUGAGCUUGACCAUCAGCGCCCUCCAAGCAUGACUGAAACUGAAUAUGUUAGUCAGAUGCUUACCAAAAUCAAACGGUUUGCCCAGCAUCACGGAUGCCAUGUUUGGUUUGUAGCACAUCCUAGACAGUUACAAAAUUGGGUUGGGGGACCUCCUAAUCUCUAUGAUAUAAGUGGAAGUGCACACUUCAUAAAUAAAUGCGACAAUGGAAUUGUUAUUCAUCGAAAUCGAGAUCCAGAAGCUGGGCCUAUGGAUCAAGUACAGGUUUGUGUUCGUAAGGUACGGAAUAAGGUUGCAGGGACAAUAGGCGAUGCCACUUUGUUGUAUAAUGGGGUAACUGGUGAGUUCACCUCUGUUGAUGAAGGGAACAAACUUCCUUUUGGUAGCUAAAAAAGUAAGCAUUCUCGGAAGAGAUAGCAGGUAGCCAUAUACAUAUUUUGGAUAAACUUGUUCAAUGGAUGGCAUGACAUUAGCAGAUGCUUGGUUCCUUUUUGGGCAUGCUUGGAUCUGAUUGGAAAUGGUGGAUAUCUUCACAACAAGGAGUAUCCAAUUUGACGGUAAUAUUCUUCAUUGAUGAGGAGUCAUGUGAAAAAUCUUGCUCACUUCAUUUUUCAAACCACAACCCUAUUGGAGAUAUAAAUCUAAUCCUUUGUGUAUAUAGACUUUGUAUUGUCUUGUAAUGGCUCCUUCAUUCCAAUUUUGAUGUUAUUUUAUAUCUGAAAGUUUGGGUUGUAAGAAUAUUUUUACUGAACUAGAUUCUGUCAAAAUGGUCGGCACGUUCAAUUCAAACAUAAAUUCUUUCUGCUCA
Prosopis cineraria is the source of this 1426-nucleotide messenger RNA. RefSeq names its product twinkle homolog protein, chloroplastic/mitochondrial-like. The record is from RefSeq and is a predicted model, not a curated record. Gene Ontology annotation, biological process: DNA replication. Bases 64 to 1008 code for a protein of 314 amino acids. The transcript is spliced from 10 exons. Gene Ontology annotation, molecular function: 5'-3' DNA helicase activity; ATP binding; single-stranded DNA binding. NCBI's taxonomy places the organism in Eukaryota, Viridiplantae, Streptophyta, Magnoliopsida, Fabales, Fabaceae.